GAGCGCAUGCUGCAGUCACGUGUGUGUGUGUGUUUGUGUGUGAGGGAGCGACACGGGGAGCACAUUAGCCGUAGUUUAAGAUCACAGGAGUUUGUAGUUAGUUUGACACACGUUCAGUUUGGAGAAAUGUCGCAGCUGCAGGCGAGAUUCUUCACGGAGAACAAAAAGUAUGCUGUGGAUGAUGUGCCCUUCUCCAUCCCAGCCUCCUCUGAAGUGCAGGAUCUCAGUAAUGUCAUCAACAAGCUGCUGGAGGCCAAAAAUGCAUCUCACAGCAAAGUGGAGUUCGACUUCCUGGUCAGGGGUCAGUUCCUGCGAGCGCCGCUGUCCGCCCACAUGGAGACGGAGGGGAUAUCCACGGAAGAGGUGGUGGAGAUCGAGUACGUGGAGCGGAUCACAGCCCCCGAGCCCCAGGAGUGUAUGAUGCACGAUGACUGGAUCAGCUCUGUCCACGCCGACAACGAAUGGAUCCUGACAGGCUCGUACGAUAAGACAGCCAGGAUCUGGUCCGUCGAGGGGAAAGCUGUGACGACGGUGGCCGGACACACGGACGUGGUCAAAGACGUGGCCUGGGUCAAACGAGACGGCCUGACCUCGCUCCUCCUGACCGCCUCUCUGGACCAGACGGUGCUGCUGUGGGAGUGGAACUCGGAGAGGAACACGGUGAAAGCCCGGCACUGCUGCCGGGGCCACACGGGCAGCGUGGACACGGUCUGCGCAGACCCCACCGGCACCAAGUUCUGCAGCGGCUCGUGGGACAAGAUGCUGAAAAUCUGGUCAGCAGUUCUCACGGACGAGGCCGACGAAGUGGAGGAGCCCGGCGACAGACCGAGGAAGAAGCAGAAGACGCAGCAGAUGGGCCUGACCAGGACGCCGUCGAUGACUCUGUCCGGACACAACGAGGCGGUGUCCUCGGUCCUGUGGUGCGACAGCGAGGAGUUGUGCAGCGCCUCCUGGGACCACACCAUCCACGUGUGGGACGUGGAGACCGGAGCGAUGAAGACGACUCUGACGGGCAGUAAAGUGUUCAACUGCAUUUCUUACUCGCCUCUGUGUCGACGGCUGGCCUCAGGCAGCACCGACAGACACAUCCGGCUCUGGGACCCACGCACCAAAGAUGGGUCUCUGGUGCAGCUCUCUCUGACCUCCCACACCGGCUGGGUCACCGCCGUCAAGUGGGCGCCGUCGCACGAGCACCAGCUGGCCUCGGGGUCGCUCGACAACCUGGUGAAGCUUUGGGACACCAGAAGCUGUAAGGCUCCUCUCUACGACCUGGCGGCGCACGAGGACAAAGUAUUCUGUGUGGACUGGACGGAGAGCGGGCUGAUGCUGAGCGGAGGAGCGGACAACAAGCUGUACACCUACAGACACUCGGCCUGUCAGACGGACGCCGGGGCGUGAGAAACGAGACUAAGACGAAAAGGACCGCACAGAAUUCUUCCGACUUUGUUUGCUCUCCUGGUUAUUUCUACUCUCCUCAGCACACAUAUUUUCUUAUCGAUUGUAUUUGUUCCUGUUCAAACCAGCAGAGUAUAAAUUAAUAUUGUACCAUAUAAAAUGUCGUCUCUUCUUUCUUCUGCACCGUUUGUGUUGCACAACGUUUUUCUGACAUCUGAUGAGAAAUUUAUCCCAUUUAAGUAACUCUCCAAGCCUUGAAUUGAGAAAUGUGAGAUUUUAUUCAGUUUUUCCAAUUCCUAGUUCCCUGUCCCAUGACGGAGUAUUUAUUUCCACUGCCUUCAAAAAAGUCACCAAAGUUAAACAUACAUGGUUACAAAGAGCGUCAAAUGUAUGCAUUGUCUUACCUGAGUGC
Molecule: messenger RNA, 1807 nt
Organism: Salarias fasciatus (jewelled blenny)
Lineage: Eukaryota; Metazoa; Chordata; Actinopteri; Blenniiformes; Blenniidae
Gene: wdr12
Product: WD repeat domain 12
Exons: 13
Coding region: 7-1398 (463 amino acids)
Biological process (GO): maturation of 5.8S rRNA from tricistronic rRNA transcript (SSU-rRNA, 5.8S rRNA, LSU-rRNA); maturation of LSU-rRNA from tricistronic rRNA transcript (SSU-rRNA, 5.8S rRNA, LSU-rRNA); ribosome biogenesis
Cellular component (GO): PeBoW complex; preribosome, large subunit precursor
Molecular function (GO): protein binding
Source: RefSeq, a predicted model, not a curated record